Messenger RNA from Ectocarpus siliculosus, 174 nucleotides. Lineage: Eukaryota; Phaeophyceae; Ectocarpales; Ectocarpaceae. The record is from the annotation of a GenBank genome assembly.
AUGCUGGUUUUCCGUCCGGCGGGGAGGGAGUAUUCGCUAGACCUCGACAGCUUUGCAUUGGAAUGGAGGAAGGCCGUGUCGCGCAUGGAGGAGAGCAAGAGCAAGGUGAUUCCCAUCUUCCUGGAGACGGCCAGACGCCAGGGGCAGCGCACUGAAAACCUACCACGAGCGUGA